AUGUAUGAGUACAUGGAUGAACUACCUGCUAUUCAGUUAUCCGAUCUAAAUGAAUUUAUCACAUGUAAAUUAUGUAAAGGUUAUUUAAUUGAUGCUGUUUCAAUAACUGAAUGUCUCCAUCCAUUUUGUAAAUCUUGUAUAGUAAAGUAUUCAGAAGAAAAACGUGAAUGUCCUGUUUGCGGAAUUCUUAUUCACCAAAGUCAUCCAUUAAAUUAUAUGAGUUUUGAUCGUACUCUUCAAGAUAUCGUGUAUAAAAUUGUUCCAGAUUUAAGACAAAAAGAGAGACGACGUCGUGAGGUCUUCUAUAGAUCACUUGGAAAAACUCCACCUCCCUCAGAAGAUUUAGGCAAAGAAAAUCAUGUGUUGGGUAACAAAAAAAAUAGCACCACAAACACAGCUCCAUCUGAUUCUGACGGAUUAACUUCAAAUUUUGAUCCGGAUUAUCAUCGUACAGAUGAACAGGUCAAUAUACAACUUGAGCCAGGAUCUGAUAAUUUGGAACCAUUAACAGAAAAAUAUUUACGACUUUCAUCGAGGGCCACAGUGACACAUUUAAGAAAAUAUGUUGCACAACAAGUUCUUCAUGAUAUAUCUAAAUUUCAUGAAAUUGAUAUUUUUAUACAAAACAAUGAAGAUGGUACUUUUCUUGGCCGUGAUCAUGUAUUGAAAUUUGUUCGGGUUGUUUAUUGGAAUAACGUUGAACCGAUGCCAUUGCAAUAUCGUUACAGUAGAAUGAUUUAUUAA
Schistosoma turkestanicum is the source of this 744-nucleotide messenger RNA. Lineage: Eukaryota; Metazoa; Platyhelminthes; Trematoda; Strigeidida; Schistosomatidae. The record is from the annotation of a GenBank genome assembly.